Molecule: messenger RNA, 837 nt
Organism: Symbiodinium natans
Lineage: Eukaryota; Dinophyceae; Suessiales; Symbiodiniaceae
Source: the annotation of a GenBank genome assembly
AUGCGGCCGUCGAACCCUGCCUCGCCAAAGACCGCAGCUUCGCCGGCCUUCCGGCUGCUCUGGCUGCGCUCAGCAGAUGGCCAGCAAGCAUUCCAGAUGGCACUGUACGAUGGAGUUGACUGCGCAUCCUUACAUCGUGCCGUGGCCGCUCGCGUGGGAGCAUCCGAGGAUGCCAUCUUUUGCACAUCGACGCCCGAGGCCACGGGCCCGGUGGUGCCGCUCUCGGCAGCGCUGCUCCACGCGGGGCUCCCCGAAGACUUCCUGCUGACGGUGCACGUCAACGAGAAGCCCGGCCAUUCCUUUCCAGUUAACUCGCUUCAGAGCGAUGAAGCUCCCAAGGCAGCUGCAGGCGCUCCGGAAGCGCAGCGCCUUGAGGCCGUCCAACGUGUCGGCUCAGCCGGCUCCAGCUACACCAGCCUGCUGCGCAUGUCGCGGGUGCGGUGGGAGAACUUCGCGCAGCAAACCGACGAAAUCGUCACUGCAAUGGAACGCUUCAAUCGGCUUUCCACUGACCUUGCCAAUGAGCGGACCCUCCUCGCAUGGAUCCGAACAGCCAUGGCAGGCAUUCGCACCAUCUUCGUCUUCUACGCCAUUGAAGGCGUCAGUCGAUUCUGGGAGGCCGGCGUGUCCAUGAGCGAAAUUCUCAUGGCCCUCUUAGUUUUGAUUCUGCUCUUCACGGGCCGUGCCCGGUACUAUGCCAUCAAGGAGCUCAUCCUGAAGAGGGAUCCUCCGGCUUCAUUUGGCCGCGUGUCGCUGCGGUACACGUAUCUGGUCCUAGGUAUGACCACCCUCAUCACCACGGCGGCAGUGUGCAUGCGGAGAUGGUCAAAAGAAUGA